This is a messenger RNA of Ostrinia furnacalis (Asian corn borer), 1779 nucleotides long. Its product is annotated as heparan-alpha-glucosaminide N-acetyltransferase. The record is from RefSeq and is a predicted model, not a curated record. The transcript is spliced from 7 exons. Lineage: Eukaryota; Metazoa; Arthropoda; Insecta; Lepidoptera; Crambidae. The coding region runs from base 33 to 1271 and encodes 412 amino acids.
GGCUGCUAUAGGUAGUAUUAGUGCAGCUGUUAAUGUCGCGCGUGCGCCGGACUGGCAAGCUGCGCUACGGGGACAAGGAGCUGGCCAUCCAGCAGCGGCUGCGAGCGCUUGACACCUUCAGAGGCAUCGCAAUAGUGUUCAUGAUCUUCGUCAACGACGGCGCGGGGGGCUACUGGUGGCUGGAGCACGCCACGUGGAACGGGAUGGUGGCCGGCGACCUGGUGUUCCCUGCCUUCCUGUGGAUCAUGGGCGUUUGCAUCCCUCUGUCCGUCAAGAGCGCCUUCGCUAAAGGAGUCCCGAGGUGGAAGAUUGUGCUGCACAUCGUCAGGAGGUCCAUAAUGAUGUUCCUGCUGGGCAUGAGCCUGAACACGAUCUACGGCUCCAACAUGCUGCAGCAGCUGCGUAUCUUCGGCGUGCUGCAGCGGCUGGCGGUGGCCUACUUCAUCUCCGCUGGCUUCUACGCCCUCACCGCGCCUAAGUACUACACGCCGCCUAGAGGAGCUUGCGGGCAGGCACUAAAGGACGUGCUAUCGUGCGUGUGGUGCUGGGCACUGGCCGCUGUGUUGGUAGCGCUGCACAGCGCUGUCACCUUCACCGUGCACCACCCCGACUGCCCGCCAGGCUACUUAGGCCCAGGCGGCAAGCACGACGACUGGGUAGCCCCGGAAUGUAGCGGUGGCGCGGCGGGCUACAUCGACCGCCUGCUGCUAGGAUCGGCACAUCUCUUCCAGCACAGCGACGCGAGACGAGUCUACGGAGGACCACCCACCGACCCUGAAGGACUGCUUGGUUGUCUGACAUCGGCCGUGCAAGUCCUCCUGGGCAUCCAGGCGGGGGCCACCGUGCUCCUGCAACGCUCCCACAAGUCCCGGAUAUCCCGCUGGCUCGCUUGGGGACUGGUCUUCGCACUUUCUGGAGCGCUGCUCGCAGGCUUCUCCAGGGAACACGGAGUCAUUCCGAUUAACAAAAACUUGUGGUCCAUGUCCUUCGUGCUAGUGACGUCAGCGUGCUGCCUGGUGCUUCUCAGUGUCUGCUACACCCUAACCGACGCGUGGCGGCUUUGGAACGGGGGCCCCUUCCGCGCACCGGGACUCAACGCAAUCGCUCUCUACGUGGGUCACUCGGUCUGCGCACACCUCUUCCCCUUCCACUGGAGUGUGCCCCACAUGAGGACCCACGCCAUCAGCUUGAUAGAGGCCACGUGGGGCACCGCGCUGUGGGUCAUCAUCGCGCACGUCAUGGCCAAGAAAAAAGUAUUCAUCACCCUCUGAUUGUCGGAUGGACACGCCGGCUUCUGGUCCCGCUACGUCAAGUUGUAGAAAGAUCAGUGUAUGGACAAAUUUAUGAUUUAAGAUUGAUAUUUUUGUGAAAAUUCAUCGGUUAUUUCAAAAACAUCAGAAUUGUUCAAAUAUUUAUAGAAUUUAUACUUCAGUGCCCUACUAUAGUGGAUCAUAAAUGUAAUUGAAAUUCAGAUGGAGAUCAGUGUGGUCAGUUUUUUGGUGUCAAACAUUUUUCGCAUUUAAUUUUGAUAUUUGUAUAUUGUAUAGGUAAUGAGAUUAAUUUGUUCUCAAAUGCCUUUAAAAUGCAUUUUACGUAUAAUUUGUUUUCGGAACCUGUGUCUUGAAUGUGUCUUUGAUUAAUGUUGAGACUGAGUCCAAUUCGUAAGUUAAUCUUCUUGUUAAAAAUUGUGACGCGAAUAUUUUGUAGUAUCUAGUCUUAAAACUAUAAAAUAGUGUCUUGAAAUGACAGUUGCCUGUAUGUAAUGCGUUAUUUUAUAAG